CGCGCAAUCAGCAGUCAUGGCCCCCGUCCCCCGCGUUUACUCCAAGACCUACAAGGUCCCUCGUCGUCCUUUCGAGUCGGCUCGUCUUGACUCGGAACUGAAGGUUGUCGGCGAGUACGGCCUGCGCAACAAGCGUGAGGUAUGGCGUGUCCAGCUCACCCUGUCCAAGAUCCGUCGUGCUGCUCGUGAGCUCCUCACCCUCGACGAGAAGGACCCCAAGCGUCUUUUCGAAGGUAACGCUUUGAUUCGCCGUCUGGUCCGCAUCGGUGUCCUCGAUGAGUCUCGCAUGAAGCUCGAUUACGUCCUGGCCCUCCGCGUUGAGGACUUCUUGGAGCGUCGUCUUCAGACCUGCGUCUACAAGCUUGGCCUCGCCAAGUCUAUCCACCACGCCCGUGUCCUGAUCAAGCAGCGCCACAUCCGUGUCGGCAAGCAGAUCGUCAACGUUCCCUCCUACAUGGUCCGCCUCGACUCCCAGAAGCACAUUGACUUCGCUCUCACCUCCCCCUACGGUGGUGGCCGCCCUGGCCGUGUCCAGCGCAAGAAGGCCGCUGCUGCCGCCGGCGGUGCCGGUGAUGAGGAGGAAGAGGAGGAGUAGACGACCAAAAAUUGGAGUAUGGACGGGUCUCGUUAGCGGAAUUUAAACUGCGGGGUUCCUUUAUGGCUGCAGUAUUGCGUAUAAUGUUGUACGGUCUGGCAAUGCCAUGAAUGAACAAACAACCUUCGGCUCACUCUCAAGGCCUC
Aspergillus saccharolyticus JOP 1030-1 is the source of this 741-nucleotide messenger RNA. Its product is annotated as 40S ribosomal protein uS4. Gene Ontology annotation, molecular function: rRNA binding; structural constituent of ribosome. The transcript is spliced from 6 exons. The record is from RefSeq and is a predicted model, not a curated record. Gene Ontology annotation, biological process: positive regulation of translational fidelity; translation. Gene Ontology annotation, cellular component: cytosolic small ribosomal subunit. The coding region runs from base 17 to 595 and encodes 192 amino acids. NCBI's taxonomy places the organism in Eukaryota, Fungi, Ascomycota, Eurotiomycetes, Eurotiales, Aspergillaceae.